This is a messenger RNA of Phyllostomus hastatus (greater spear-nosed bat), 2228 nucleotides long. It is a transcript of the gene PTPN7, whose product is annotated as protein tyrosine phosphatase non-receptor type 7. Gene Ontology annotation, molecular function: protein tyrosine phosphatase activity. The record is from RefSeq and is a predicted model, not a curated record. The coding region runs from base 147 to 1229 and encodes 360 amino acids. Lineage: Eukaryota; Metazoa; Chordata; Mammalia; Chiroptera; Phyllostomidae. Gene Ontology annotation, biological process: protein dephosphorylation. The transcript is spliced from 10 exons.
GGAAGCUGGCUUCCUGAAGCUUCCUCGGUCUCAAAGACAGACCGACAGACAGACAGACAGCUGGCUGGAGGCGGCCCUGGGGGGCGCAGCUGCUCCGGCAGACCUCACGGCUGAGUGAGCCUCCCCCGGGCCCAGCAGCCCCCAGCAUGGUCCAGGCCUGUGGGGGGCGCUCCGGAGCACAGCCGACAGCCUGGUCUUUGGGGACAGCCAUGACCCAGCCUCCGCCCGCCAAGGCGCCGGCCAAGAAGCACGUGCGGCUGCAGGAGAGGCGGGGCUCCAGCGUGGCGCUGGUGCUGGACGUGCGCUCCCUGGGCGCCGUGGAGCCCAUCUGCUCGGUGAACACGCCGCGGGAGGUCACGCUGCACUUCCUGCGCACCGCCGGCCGGCCCCUCACCCGCUGGGCCCUGCAGCACCAGCCCCCCAGCCCGCAGCAGCUGGAGGAGGAGUUCUUGAAGAUCCCCCCAAACUUUGUCAACCCAGAAGACCUGGACAUCCCCGGCCACGCCUCCAAGGACCGCUACAAGACCAUCCUGCCCAAUCCGCAGAGCCGCGUCUGCCUUGGCCGCGCCCGGAGCCGGGAGGACGGGGACUACAUCAACGCCAACUACAUCCGCGGCUACGGCGGGCAGGAGAAGGUCUACAUCGCCACCCAGGGCCCCAUGCCCAACACCGUGUCGGACUUCUGGGAGAUGGUGUGGCAGGAAGGCGCCUCCCUCAUCGUCAUGCUCACUCAGCUCCGGGAGAGCAAGGAGAAAUGCGUCCACUACUGGCCCACGGAGGAGGACACGUAUGGGCCUUUCCGGAUCCGUGUCCAGGAGGAGAGAGAGCUCCCGGAGUACUCCGUGCGGCAGCUCAGCAUCCAGCACCAGGAGCAGUGCCGGUCGGUGAGGCACAUCCUCUUCUCGGCCUGGCCUGACCACCAGACCCCGGAGUCGGCGGGGCCGCUGCUGCGCCUGGUGGCCGAGGUGGAGGACAGCCUGGAGACGGCAGCCGGCACGGGGCCCGUCGUGGUCCACUGCAGUGCAGGCAUUGGCCGGACCGGCUGCUUCAUCGCCACCCGGAUAGGCUGCCAGCAGCUGAGGGCCCGAGGGGAAGUGGACAUCCUGGGCAUCGUGUGCCAACUGCGGCUGGACAGGGGCGGCAUGAUCCAGACGGCGGAGCAGUACCAGUUCCUGCACCACACCUUGGCCCUGUACGCUGCGCAGCUGCCGGGGGAGCCCGGCCCCUGAGCCCUGGUGCCCUGCCCCGGCCCGGGCGCCUCUCCCCCGGGCCUGGGAAGGUGGGCCUUCCGACCUGCGGACCUCCUGGAUGGCCACGGGAAGGGGUGGCCCCCGCGGCCAGCGUGGGGUCACAGGACACCGAUCGGCCACGGCCACAGCCAGACACCAGGUCCUCCCCACUGGCCGCCCCUCUGCUCGCCCUGGUUGCCCCAAGCGGACCCCAGGGGAACCUGCCCGUGCCUCUGACCGGAGGACGGGGGGCUCUCAGCACACCUGCGAGAGCCGCCCAGGCGCCCUGUGAGCGGCGGCCUCCACGCAACCGGCAGGGACACCUGCGCUUUGCUGCCGCUCAGGAAAAACGGUGGGAAACGGCUCGUGGCCCCGCCCUCCCGGGCCGUCAGGACCGCCUGGCCCUGCGCCCUGCCCAGGACAGACCGGAUGCUGGGGCCAGAGGCCUGUCCGGACCUCGGUCGGAUUGCCCUGCCGGGACGCACCUCCUCACCCCACACCUGUGAGGGCGUCAGCCUCUCGGACGCCCUCUGAGCCCACAGGUGUCCCGGGGGUGACGGGUGUGCGGAGGAACAGGCCGGGCUGCUGACAUCUCAGGAAGAGGGAACGUGUGGGGACCCCCCUCCCAGGCCCAGAGGCGCGGCCCUGCCUCCGGAGCUGCCUACUGGCCACUCACCCCGGCUCCUCCCGAGAGAGGCCCCGCACCCCCGGCGGGGCAGAGACGGAGCUGUUUUCUUCACGCUUCCGCCCGGCCCUGCUGGGGAAGCCCACCUUCCCCACAGCCCUGCAGGGGGCUGGGCGCCCUGUGUGCCCGGGCAGCUGGGCCCUGUGCUCCCGGGGGCCCUGCCCGGACGCAGACGGCCCCAGUGUGGAGGCGGGCUCCCCCGCCCCGGGCCCUCGGCCCCACCACGGUCGGCGCCCACAGGGGGUGCCCGCAGGGGGCGCCGCUCUGGAGAAGGAACCGAGUGAGAAAAUAAAAGCCUCGAGCGGCCAAUUCUC